AUUACUCAACGACCCCAAAUCACGCCGGACGUUGCGUCCGCUCUCUACGCACGUCUUUCCGUUAAAGUUUCCCUUUUUCUUUCGAAAACUUUUCAAAAUCGAAACGGUUCGGUAGUUCUUGCGCCUUUCCAAAGGGCCGACGACCCUUCAUGUCGAAAUAACAUCGAUCCGAGGUGAAAUCGACGCGGACCAAAAAAUUUUUUUAGUGUUCAGCGAUGUCGGUAGCGCCAUCUCGAUCCGGCAGUCGGAUGCAGCACUACGAUAACGAAGAAGAAACCGCCGCUUUAGAAACGAGCGAUCGUAACGGCGAAUCGACGAAAGAUGGCGUCGUCGAUAUCCGGGACGAAGACGACAAACUGUCCAACAACGGAGACGCCAGUCCGCAUCGAAACGCCGCGUCGAACGGUAUAAGGAAAUUAGAAAAAGAUCCUGAUACCGACGAGGAAGAUAACGAAGUCGGUAAUACGAACGGUGGAUAUUGGCCUCCUUCUAUGGCCGACAAUGCCAGCGAAGCGUCUUCGAUGGUUCCCUUGCCGAAUAGACCGAAGAGUCGCGCCGAAAUGACGAUGACCGCCAGCAGAUACAACAAUUUGUCCUAUUGGAGGGCCAGAAGGGUGAUUUUUUAUAAAAACGGCGAUCCCUUCUUUCCCGGCAUAGAAUUUAGAUUCAAACCCGGUAGGGAUAUAGUGAGCUUGGAAUCCUUGUUGGAUAAAUUGUCCUUGAGGAUGGAUCUUCCACGUGGAGCUAGGUAUAUUUUUUCCAUGGACGGGGAUAGGAAAUUUAGGUUGGACGAAUUGGAAGAUGGCGCUUCGUACGUUGUUUCGUCUUAUAAGGCUUUCAAGGCCGCCAGUUACGGGAAGAAAAACGGGAUUUGGUACGCCGCUCCCGGGGGACAGGGAUGGAGUAAGGCGCCGAGUAGGAAAGCCUCGAUUGUCGAAGGGGCGGAUUCGCAGCCGCCCGGCGGCGGUCCCGUCAAACCGAGCACUGGAAGAGUCAUUAGAAUUAUCAAUAAUACGGAUCAUACGGUACAGUGUCGCGUUCUGCUCAAUCUACGUACUUCCCAACCGUUCGAAGAAGUUUUAGAAGAUUUGGGUCAGGUGUUGAAAAUGAACGGCGCCAAACGCAUGUAUACGGUGUCCGGUCAAGAAGUUCGAAGUUUUUCUCAACUUCGAAACGAAUUCGCCGACGUCGAUACGUUCUAUUUGGGUAGCGGUAGCGUCGGCGGCGCUUCGACGCCGGCCCUUAUGUUGUCUCCGGUACGUAGGGCGAGAUCGAGAGCCCCGCAAACGGCUAUAGUCGAGGAUAUAAGUAAACAGAGAAGGGCGAGGAGCAAGAGCAGACCGAGGACGUUGUACGCGCCCGAGAGCGAGAUCAUUCGAACCAACGAUUAUACGCUGUUGGAGGUGUUGAAGGAGGAACCGAUCCGGUUGACCAUCAAAGGACUCAGGAGAACUUUUUAUCCGCCACUCCAUCACGCUCCCAUAGAUAAUACACCGCCCGAUAAGAAGAUGGUGCUCGAUUGGGUUUACGGCUACAGGGGAAUCGAUUCGAAAAGAAAUUUAUGGGUGCUACCUACAGGUGAGUUACUAUAUUUCGUAGCGGCCGUCGCGGUUAUGUACGACAGAGACGAAGAAACCCAAAGACAUUACAUCGGCCAUACUGAAGACAUACAAUGUAUGGAUCUGCAUCCUUCGAGGGAAAUGGUGGCUUCCGGUCAAAGGGGCGGUAGGAACCGGAAAACUCAAGCUCAUAUCAGAAUAUGGAGUACGGAGAGCCUCCAAACUUUAUACGUUUUCGGUAUGGGGGAGUUCGAAAUCGGGGUGGCUGCGGUCGCUUUUUCGAAUUUGAACGGGGGUAGUUACGUUUUGGCGGUGGACGGCGGUAGGGAGAGUAUUUUAUCGGUGUGGCAGUGGCAGUGGGGCCACCUUUUAGGAAAAGUUGCCACUCUCCAAGAGGAAAUCGCCGGGGCGGUUUUUCAUCCCCUCGACGAUAAUCUGAUGAUAACGCACGGAAAGGGUCAUUUAACUUUUUGGAAUCGAAGAAAAGACGGUUUUUUCGAAAGAACCGACAUCAUCAAACCGCCGUCGAGGACUCUCGUUACGUCGUUGCAAUUCGAGCAAGACGGUGACGUCAUCACGGCCGAUAGCGACGGUUUCAUCACUAUUUACAGCGUCGACGCCGACGGCGCUUAUUUCGUUCGUAUGGAAUACGAGGCGCACAAUAAGGGCGUUAGUUCUUUAAUUAUGUUAUCGGAAGGUACUUUGUUAUCGGGUGGGGAGAAGGAUAGGAGGAUAGCGGCGUGGGAUAGUUUACAAAAUUAUAAAAAAAUCACCGAAACCAAGCUACCGGAAGUGUUCGGCGGCGUAAGAUCGAUAUACCCACAAAGACCCGGUAGAAACGACGGAAAUAUAUACGUGGGUACUACGAAAAAUAACAUUCUCGAAGGAUCUCUACAACGACGAUUCAAUCAAGUGGUGUUCGGACACGGAAGACAAUUAUGGGGCUUGGCCGUACAUCCCGACGACGAAAUCUUCGCGACGGCUGGUCACGAUAAAAACAUCGCCCUGUGGAGGAAAAACAAACUAAUUUGGGUGACGCAAGUUUCCUUCGAAUGCAUUUCGUUGUGUUUUCAUCCUUUCGGCGUCGCUCUGGCCGUCGGAAGCACCGAAGGUCACCUGAUGAUAAUGAAUUCCGAAACGGGGGUGGUCGUCAAUACCGUCAGAGUAUGCGGAUCGCCCUUGAAUUGCGUCGGGUAUAAUCCGACGGGGGAUUUGAUCGCCAUAGCGUCACAAAAUGGGAGCAUAUAUUUGUUCAGAGUCAGUCGCGACGGUUAUUCGUAUAAAAAAUCGAAUAAGAUAAGGGGGGCGCAACCCCUAAUGCAAUUGGAUUGGAGCUCCGAUAGUAAUUUCAUUCAAACUGUCACUGCCGAUUACGAUUUGUCAUUUUGGGACGUCAAAACUUUAACACCCGAAAAAAGUCCGAUAGCAGUAAAAGACGUCAAAUGGUAUACUCACAAUACCACCGUCGGUUUUUUGAUAUCAGGUAUCUGGAACAAUAGGUUCUACCCUAUGACGUCAAUUAUAAGUACCUCGAGUCGUUCCGCCGCCCACGAUCUACUAAUAACCGGCGAUACCGACGGUUAUUUAAGGUUAUUUAGAUAUCCAUGUUUGAGUUCGAAGGCCGAAUACAACGAAGAGAAAGUUUACAGCGGUACCGUGGCGUGCGCCAGGUUCCUAUUCAACGACAGGAACGUCGUCACCGUCGGCGGUACCGACGCUUCGUUGAUGUUGUGGCAAUUGGUGGAGGAAUAGCACCGAGCCAACGUUUAUCCGGGAAUAUCGAGAGACGGUUUUCGAUACGAAUCUGAUUCGGAAUGUGCGUCCGAUUCGGAUAUUUCCACUUUUGAAAUUUAUCGCGGUACCCCGGUAGUGAAGAACCAUUUUUAUUUCGAUUAUUCAUAGGAAAUUUCGCACUUUGAUCGUAUUUUUUUGUAACGAAGUUAACGGAAAGAAACGCGAAAAUUGUAGGACCAAUUUAAAUAAUUUUAUUGUUGACGUGACAAUUGUCAUCCGAAUGACGUUUCUUGUUCGUAUAGAAUUCGAAAAAAGUUGGUAAUUUUUGGUGGAAUAUUUCGGACAAAAUCAUCAGAAAGGUGAAACUCGUUACAGGAAUCUCCUUUAGAUGAAACCAAGUAGUUAUAGACUCGGUUAUUCAACAACAGAUGGCGACAUGUUAUGAAAUUUAAUAAAAUUCGAAAAUCUACUUGAAGUUGAAAAUGACAGCUGUCACGUCCGUCAAUUGAAUUUCCUGUUACCUCAACGAACACGCUUGAAAUUUUUGAAAUAAUUUUUGAUCGCCCCGUUUAUAUAUAUUUAUAGAUAUACCUCUAUAUGAUAAAUUUAGGGCUUUUUCGAACGAAUUCAUUCCACCAAGAAUACAUUCUCGUAUAUAUUCACGAAAAUUUAAUAUUGAUGAAAAAAUAGUUUCUACACGGAUUGUAUACCGAAACGGGCGUAGUAUCCUGUCAAUGUGACAGGAUAAUAAACCAAGUAUCCGCCACGAUAAUCGAAUGGGAGGAGCCCGAUUAGAUAAACCGCAAGAGGAAGAAGAAGAGCUGACGUAAUUAGUCGAUAUGAUUUGAACACGUUAAAUUGAUAGGUUAGAUUUUGUUAAAGAAAAUAUAAUGGAAUUCUGGAAAGAAUAAUCAUUUUAUAAUAAGGAAAAUCGAAUAAAAAAAUUCAAACAAAAA
Messenger RNA from Diorhabda sublineata, 4249 nucleotides. It is a transcript of the gene DCX-EMAP, whose product is annotated as echinoderm microtubule-associated protein-like CG42247. Bases 216 to 3311 code for a protein of 1031 amino acids. The record is from RefSeq and is a predicted model, not a curated record. The transcript has 18 exons. Gene Ontology annotation, biological process: intracellular signal transduction; microtubule cytoskeleton organization. Gene Ontology annotation, cellular component: mitotic spindle. Gene Ontology annotation, molecular function: microtubule binding. Lineage: Eukaryota; Metazoa; Arthropoda; Insecta; Coleoptera; Chrysomelidae.